ACGUAAGGGGCGUGGUUUGCGCUUAACUAGUUUGGGGGAAAAAAUCACGCAGAAUGGCGCGCUUUUUCUUAGAGUCUGUUUCCAUGGUGAAUCAUCGAUUCGUCGCUCUGUAGAGAAUUGCUGCGUCCCAAUUCGCCUACUUAUACUACGUCCGUCCUUAAAGUAUGUAUGUAAAGAAAAAUACUCUUUCUCUCUCUCUCUCUCUCUCUCUCUCUCUCUCUCUCUCUCGUCACAAAUAGAAAGUGAAAGUAGAGUUCCCCUGUCGCCAUUUUAAGCAGGUAAAAUAUGAAUACGAGUCGGAAAAAACAGAGCAUCAAAGGUGUAAUAGAAACGUUUAUCAAAGUUUAAGCAAGAAUUUCCGUGAAUCUUUAUGAUGUUAAAGCUGGAGAAUUUGAGAACCUGUAACUUGUAAAGUUUGAUGAAGAGUCAAUGGAGGAGAUCAAGCUCAUCAGAUUCAACUGCAUGCUUCAUCAUGGGUGAUUCACAAGGAUCCAGAGAUGGAGAUUUUUCUCCAGGGUGCAGUUCAGUCCAGCAGAAGAGCUCAAAUCCAGAGUCCAGCUGUGUUUCUAUGAAGAGUAACUGCUCUAUGGAUCCACCACUAUAUUUUAAGAGUGGAGACAAACGGCCUUAUCUCAGUUCAGUCCAGCAGAAGAGCUCAAUCCCAGAGUCCAGCUGUGUUUCUAUGAAGAGUAACUGCUCUAUGGAUCCACCACUAUAUUUUAAGAGUGGAGAUAAACGGCCUUAUCUCAGAUUUAAAACCAGUUCAGUCCAGCAGAAGAAAUCAAAACCAGAGUCCAGCUGUGUGUUUAUGAAGAGUAACUGGUCUAUGGAGGAGCCAUUAAAUUUUAAGAGUGGAAACACACAGUCUGAUCUCAGGUCAAAACUUCUAUCCAGACCAGUUAAAAACCAAACUGUGUACACGCCAAUGAUUCAACCACAAGAAUCGAAUGAAAACAUGUAUCCUGGUUUCAGCCACGACUCUAAACUUGCUGAAGUCCUCAACAAAUUGAAAUCAAAUCUGAGAAGGAAGUUUGAGUGUUUGCAUGAGGGAAUAUCAAAGCAGGGAAACUCAACACUCCUGAAUGAGAUCUACACAGAGCUCUACAUCACAGAGAGUGAAAGUGGAGAUAUCAGCAAUGAGCAUGAGGUGAGACAGAUUGAGGCACAGUCCAGAAGAGCAGAAACAGAGGACACACCGAUCAAAUGCAAUGACAUCUUUAGACCUUUACCUGGACAAGACAAACCCAUCAGAACUGUGCUGACAAAGGGAGUCGCUGGCAUUGGAAAAACAGUCUCUGUGCAGAAGUUCAUCCUGGACUGGGCUGAAAGGAAAGAGAAUCAGGACGUCCAGCUCAUAUUUCCACUUCCUUUCAGAGAGCUCAACCUGAUGAAGGACAAAACAUUCAGUCUUUCAGAUCUUCUUCUCGUCUUUUUCCCUGAAACAAAAAAAAUUGAAAUAUCCAGUAAUGAAUAUAAAGUGGUGUUCAUAUUUGAUGGUCUGGACGAGUGCCGUCUGUCUCUGGAUUUUCAAAGCGAUGUGAGGUUGUGUGAUGUAAGUGAAUCGGCCUCAGUGGACGUGCUGCUGACGAACCUCAUUGCGGGGAAUCUGCUUCCCUCUGCUCUCAUCUGGAUCACCUCCAGACCAGCAGCAGCUGAUCUCAUCCCCACUGAGUAUGUCCAUCGAAUGACAGAGGUACGAGGCUUCAGUGACCCACAGAAGGUGAAAUACUUCAGGAAGAGAAUCAGUGAUCAGAGUCUGGCCGGCAGGAUCAUCACGCAUCUGAAGUCAUCAAUGAGCCUCUUUAUUAUGUGUCACAUCCCAGUGUUCUGCUGGAUCUCAGCCACAGUUCUAGAGAAGAUGUUGAGUGAAGCAGAGAGUGGAAAGAUUCCCAAGACUCUCACUCAAAUGUACACACACUUCUUGAUCAUUCAGACCAACAUCAAACAUGAGAAGGACUAUGAGAAGAAAGUGAAAGAUGAAGACAUGAUUGUCAAACUGGGGAAACUGGCUUAUCAGCAGCUUGUGAAAGGCAAUGUGAUCUUCUAUGAGGAAGACCUGAGAGAGUGUGGCAUUGAUGUGACAGAAGCAUCAGUGUACUCAGGAUUGUGCACCCAGAUCUUCAGAGAGGAGUUGGGCUUGUAUCAGGGGAAAGUCUUCUGCUUUGUUCAUCUGAGCAUUCAGGAACAUCUAGCAGCGCUAUAUGUGCAUCUCUCCUUUAUAAACAAUAACAUCAAUGUGUUUGACCAGAUUACCAAACCAACUAAUGGAGACAAAUUUUCACUAUCUGAUCUCCAUCAGAGAGCUGUGGAUGAGGCUUUAGACAGUAAAAAUGGGCAUCUGGACCUUUUCCUUCGUUUCCUUCUGGGUCUGUCAUUGAUGUCUAAUCAGAAUCUCUUACAAGAACUAAUGAAACAGACAGGAAAUAGCUCAGACAUCAAUGAGAAAACAGUUGACUACAUUAAAGACAAGAUCAGUGAGAAUCCCUCUCCUGAUAAAUACAUCAAUCUGUUUCAUUGUCUGAAUGAACUGGGUGAUCUUUCACUAGUGAACGAAGCUCAACCUCAUAUGAGGUCUAGUGGAUUACGUAAUGUGAAACUCUCCUCAUCUCAGUGGUCAGCUUUAGUUUUUGUGUUGUUGACCUCAGAGCAGGCAAUGCAUAAGUUUAACCUGAAGAGUUUUAUUGGAGGGGAAAAAUAUCUGGAAUCGUUGACAGAUGACAGACUGGAGCUUGGAACAGACACAGAGGAACUCACACGAGACGUGCACUGUGUCUGGGUGAUGCCAAGCCUUCUGUCCCGGCUGGUAGUUUGGAGCGUUGAAGGUUGGCUGUCAUCCUGCGACUGCGUAGGGCUCGUUGGAGCUGAUGGUGUGCGGAGUCCCAGACCCUCUUGCUCUCUCGGAACCAGUAGUCGACCGCUGGUACAUCUGAGGGUUCCCCUGACCAGGGGAACAGUGGGGGUCGGUAGCCAAGUACGCACUGGAAUGGGGACCACUCCCACUCCAGUGGUCGAGGCGUCGACCUCCACGACAAAGGAUUUUUCAGGGUCAGGAUGCACCAGGAGAGGAGCGGUGGUGAAGGCUUCUUUAAGGGUCUCGAAGGCUUGGGUGGCAGCUGGGUUCCAGGACAGAGACUUGGGCUUACUGCGCAGGAGGUUGGGAAGUGGAGUGGAGAUGAUACUGUGUGGUUGCAUCUCCAGGACCAGUGAACAUUGCUGGAGGAAUCCGUUGCAAUCCUCUGCCGAACCAGAGAAGGACGCCGGUUUGGCCAUGGGACUGGCGAUGGCAGGUGGUGAGGAAGAAGCGCUGGUGAAGAUGCGGAGUGAAGAUUGUGCCAUUGUUCUCUGCAGGUUGAGGGAUUGUGGUGUCACAGAUAAAGGUUGUGCUGCUCUUGCUUCAGCUCUGAGAUCAAACCCCUCACACCUGAGAAAACUGUAUCUGUCUAAGAAUAAACUAGGAGACUCAGGAAUGAAGCCACUCUUUGCUGUACUGGAGAAUCCUCAUUGUAAACUGGAUGAACUAUGGUUAAGGCAGUGUGGUGUCACAGAUGAAGGUUGUGCUGCUCUGGCUUCAGCUCUGAGAUCAAACCCCUCACAUAUAAGAAUACUGUAUCUGACUGAGAAUAAACUAGGAGACUCGGGAGUGAAGCUGCUCUCUGGAGUACUGGAGAAUCCUCAGUGUAAACUGGAGGAACUGGGAUUGAGUUAUUGUGGUGUCACAGAUGAAGGUUGUGCUGCUCUGGCUUCAGCUCUGAGAUCAAACCCCUCACACCUGAGAGAGCUGGAUCUGUCUGGAAAUAAACUAGGAAACUCAGGAGUGAAGCUGCUCUCUGAUCUGAAGGAUAAUCCACAUUAUAAACUGGAGACACUAUGGUAA
Megalobrama amblycephala (Wuchang bream) is the source of this 3874-nucleotide messenger RNA. RefSeq names its product NACHT, LRR and PYD domains-containing protein 12-like. Bases 419 to 3874 code for a protein of 1151 amino acids. Gene Ontology annotation, molecular function: protein binding. The transcript is spliced from 14 exons. NCBI's taxonomy places the organism in Eukaryota, Metazoa, Chordata, Actinopteri, Cypriniformes, Xenocyprididae. The record is from RefSeq and is a predicted model, not a curated record.